Molecule: messenger RNA, 6035 nt
Organism: Carassius gibelio (silver crucian carp)
Lineage: Eukaryota; Metazoa; Chordata; Actinopteri; Cypriniformes; Cyprinidae
Product: retinoic acid receptor gamma-A-like
Exons: 7
Coding region: 2304-3443 (379 amino acids)
Biological process (GO): cellular response to corticotropin-releasing hormone stimulus; retinoic acid receptor signaling pathway; regulation of transcription by RNA polymerase II
Cellular component (GO): nucleus; transcription regulator complex
Molecular function (GO): nuclear receptor activity; RNA polymerase II cis-regulatory region sequence-specific DNA binding; zinc ion binding
Source: RefSeq, a predicted model, not a curated record
CCAGAGCACAAGCUCAGAGGAGAUGGUUCCCAGUUCUCCUUCUCCACCCCCUCCUCCUCGUGUCUAUAAACCCUGCUUUGUGUGCCAGGACAAAUCUUCUGGCUACCAUUAUGGGGUCAGCUCUUGUGAAGGCUGCAAGAGCGUGACUCCAAUCCUCCAGCUGCACCUCGUCGAUCUGUUCCACCGCUUCGUUCGGGCUCUUCCCUCCCUCCAGCUUCACCUUGGUCCUCUGUUGCUCCGGCUCCACCGCGGGUGACUGGAUCCCCACCUACGCCUCGGUCACCUGAGCCAUCUGGACCCUCCCCACUGCCCGGGCUCCUCUCCCACCUUCUCAGCCACUGUUGGACGGCUCCCUGGAGUCAUCAGCCAUUCCUCCACCAUGGCUCCUCCCUCCAUCGGCUCCACAGUGGGCCAUCAUGCUGGUUACAGUCUGGGUCCUGUCUGGCUCCUCCUGUCUCCAUCCUGGCUACUCUCUCUGUCUGAUCCGCCAUGAUUCCUCCCUCUGUCAACACCACCUUGGUCAUCCACCUCCUAUGUCCUCCUCCUUAGUCCCCUCCAUCCCUCCUUUGUUUUUGUUAUGGCACAAAGUCGUGUCUGGCCGGAGGGGGGAGUACUGUCACAGUAAUGGAAUUCUUUGGUGUUUUCAUUUGGUUUCUGUCGUCCUUUGAUUAGUUAAUUCAGGUCACCUGUGUUUGAUUAGUUAUCAUCCUCAUCUCUCUUUCCCUCGUUAUCUUAUCCUACAUAAAUUCCCCUUUCAGUUCAGUUUGCGGCCAAUUAUUAAAGGUGCAAUAGGAGAUCUUGGAAAAUGCUAACAUUAGCCUGCAAGCACUGAAAGUGAACGUCCCACCCUCCCUGCAAUCGCUGUCCAAAGCCACGCCCCCUAAACUCACAAACCAGAAUACUAGAGACAACAUAUUUAACAUGAAAUAAACCCCUGUUCAGGGAGUAGGGAGCAAUGAACAAGGUAUAGGGAUCAUAUCGAUUGGAACAUGGUUCAUUGACCGCUCGAGUUGGUCAUCUGAAUCGGUUGUGUUAACUCAGUAAGACAUAGAAAAUAUGUGCGCGAGCACUGGAAUUGGAAAACGCUGGACUACAUCAUGUGUCAUUAGCCAGCGAGAAAACUUAAAAAAUACUACAAUACCAGGAAGGAAGAUGUUGUUGAUGUUUGUCUGCCAUUCUAGCUCUGUCUGCACAGCGUGCGUGUAUGCGCUAAUGAUGUAUUCUGUCUGCGUGAACAGGGUGCGCAGAGGUAUGCAGAUACAUACGUUGACAGGUAGGUAGCUAUAUUUAAAAUGCUCGGACUGAAGUGUUUUGAUUGAACGUACAUUUCUUGGUCCUACGCCUUCCACAGAAUAUAUAAAUACAAAUAAAUAAAUGUAAACCACUUAACUUAAUGAUUGCUAUCGGGAUGUGAAGAAACUUUCAACCAGUAACAAAACAAAAGCAAAAAAGCUAUCACCUAUUGCACCUUUAAUUGUGUAUGCUGCUUUUGUUACCGUGUUUUGUAUGGAUCUUCAUAAUCUUGGAUUACUGUUAAAUAUCAUUUGGAUUACUUUUGUCUUCAUGUGCCUCUCUUCAGAAGAGGUUGACAUUAGGUCAACAUAAUAGUAAGUUUUUAUUUUUAUUUUUAUUUUUUGCCAUGAAUAAAACCUAAAUUAACUAUAAUAUGAAAGUAGAAUUUUCACCUAAGAUAAUACUAAAAAAAAAAAAAUUAUGAAGAGUGUUAUUUGUUAGGUUUUUUUAGACAAACUUCAAAAAGGCCAAUGUAAAAUGCACUUCUAAACAUGACGUGGUUGUUUCACUUUUAUAAGUGCACAGUACUCAAAUACACAAAACAAAACCUGAGCAUGUAUUCUCUAAUAUUAAUCAUGUUUCAACCCCAUAGUGGGAAAAAAAAAAUAUAUAUGGCAAAUUCAGCUUACUCUAAAGAUUUUGACAAAUAAGACAUGUCUAUUACAUGUAAUUACAUUAUAUCACAACACAUGCAUAAAACUAGGCAAAUGCAAUGAAGUGCUGCCAUCUAGUGUUCCUGCCAAGAUCAAAGACCUUUGUUUUCAUUCAAACAUCUACUCUUUAGUGCCCUCUGCUGAUUGCUCUGUUGAAGUUAAUAAAGUUAGUUCUCUAUUAAACAACAUUCUGAGUAAUUUCCAUAAUCUAAGCUUCGUGAAAUCACAGAGCCUUUUAUUUUAGAGUUCAAAAAUGAAUCAUGAACUUCCCUUUAUUUCCAGUUUAUAUUUUUGUGUUUCUGUCUCUCUCCCUUAUCUCCGUAUCAGGGGUUUUUCCGUCGCAGUAUCCAGAAGAACAUGGUGUACACCUGCCACAGAGACAAAAACUGCCAGAUCAGCAAGGUGACACGGAAUCGCUGUCAGUACUGCCGGCUGCAGAAGUGCUUUGAGGUUGGCAUGUCUAAGGAAGCGGUCCGAAAUGACAGGAAUAAGAAAAAGAAGGACAUAAAAGAAGAGGUGGUUCUUCCGGAAAGCUAUGAGCUGAGUGGAGAACUGGAAGAACUUGUUAAUAAAGUCAGCAAAGCACACAGGGAAACCUUCCCUUCACUCUGUCAGCUCGGGAAAUACACAACUAAUUCCAGUGCGGAUCAUAGGGUUCAGCUGGAUCUUGGGCUGUGGGAUAAGUUCAGUGAGCUCUCCACAAAGUGCAUUAUAAAGAUUGUGGAGUUUGCUAAACGUCUGCCAGGUUUUACUUCACUCACCAUUGCAGACCAGAUCACCUUACUGAAAUCUGCCUGCCUUGAUAUACUGAUGUUACGGAUUUGUACUCGCUACACACCAGAACAGGACACUAUGACCUUCUCGGAUGGACUGACCCUCAACAGAACACAGAUGCACAACGCUGGCUUCGGUCCACUCACAGACCUGGUGUUUGCUUUCGCCGGGCAGCUCCUGCCUCUGGAGAUGGACGACACAGAGACAGGGCUCCUUAGCGCCAUCUGCCUCAUCUGCGGAGACCGCAUGGACCUGGAGGAACCUCAUCGGGUGGACCAGCUACAGGAGCCUCUGCUAGAGGCGUUAAAGAUCUACGCUCGCCGCCGACGCCCCAACAAACCUCACAUGUUCCCACGAAUGUUGAUGAAGGUCACUGACCUCAGAGGCAUCAGCACCAAAGGAGCGGAGCGAGCCAUCACUUUAAAGAUGGAGAUCCCAGGGCCCAUGCCGCCUCUGAUCAGAGAGAUGCUGGAGAACCCUGAGAUCUUUGAAGAGAAAUCUGACUCUAAAGAUGCUGUUUCGGCCCCCCUGCCACCUCCCGCCAUCCAGGCCAUCAAACAAGAGAGGGAUGAGGAAUCUGCUCUGGAGGAUGAAGAAGAUGAGGAUGAUGAGUGUGUGGAGGAGGGACGGGACCAAGCAGGGGACAGUGAGGAUGAGGAAUGGGGACUCCUGCAAGUGGACAUGGGCGGAGCUAGAACGAGUGCGGCAGGAAGAGCACAGUGACCGCUGGACAUACAGACAACAGCCACAAACAUUUGAUAUCAGACACCUGAUCAGUUGCUACGAACAGAUUCAUUCAGUCAAACAAACAACAUUUACUUUCUUCAUAAUGACUCAAAAAUAUAACCUUCAUAUGACAAAAAAAUAAAACAAAGGUUUCCCUCAACUAUCCAAAAGCAGAAGAGAAAAAAUGGAUCAUUAAAAGAGAAAACCUCAAGAACGUGCCAGCACUGUUACUUCAGACGGUGUGACUAACUGAACAGAGGGAAGAAAGAGUGCAAGACCAGAGAAUGAUAAACCAUCGUGCCAUAUCUGGAAGUUACUUGUUGUAAGCAUUUUUUGUACUUCAUUUGGAGAUGCCAAAUAUUUGAGAAUGCAUCCCAAAGCCUUGUUAUGUAAGGGAAAUAUUUUUCAUGACUGUAUAUGGAUGCACAUGCAGAAUUGAUCAAUGAUGGAAAAAAGGCAAACAACCACAUACAUGACAGUGGUCUAAAAACUGUUUCAAAACGUACAUUUUUCUGCAUAAUGUAACUUGAUGUUUCAUUGUCUCAGUUAUAUUUCAUUUUGUAUAUUUUCAGCAACUCUUUGUUUCUUUCAGUAUGUUUUAUGUGUUAUAGACAUAUUCCAAAUUCACAGCCAUACAGCUCUGCGUCUGAAAUUGACACUUACACCAGCAUUAGGGUGUUGGGCAUUAGAAGACUGUAAAAUUACAUUUUUAGAUUGACAAAAGAGUAAAUUAAAUUAUUACAAACCAAACAUUUCACUCAGGGCAAAUCAAGGACCAACGGUUGAUCUUCUAGUCUCAUAGAUUAGAAUCUGCAUGCACUAUUCACAUAUAUUUUAUCUUCAGCUAUGCUAUAUCGUUAAGCAAAAAGUAACAUUAAAAGCUGAAAUGUAACAUUUUACUCUGGGAUCUAGAAGAGUUGCAUGGUUAGGUAUUAAAAGCAAUAACAUAAUGAUAUGUUAAACAAAGAAAGAGAGUCAAAUAUGAGCUGAGCAUCUCAACAACUAUGAGCAGUGGUGUCCACAAGCUGUUCCUGUCAGUUUCGUAAUAACUGACUAUAAAUACAUUCAUUUCUCUGAGGUGUGUGCACACCACUGAUAACAACGUUAUACCUCGUCACAAAACAGAACAGUGUUACAAAACAAGUCAUAAGCUUCUGUUUGCUGCAUAUAUAGACGCAGUACUGUAAGAUAUUUGGGAUAGAGCCAUGUGGUUUAAGAUUGUAAGCUGCGUGCAUUUGUACUUGUAUACUACAUGCUUAAAAGUGUAAAGAGUGCUCUUUUUCCGCUUUCAUCUUUCUACUCUUUAUUUACUUUUAAACCAUUUUAUUUGAAUGCAUCAAAAGGACAUCUCAGACUUUUCAACCUUUUUUGUAAUGCUGUUAUCUUAAAAUAUUUUCAAAUAUAAACAAACACAUCAUAGGCUACACAUUUAUUUGUAUUAUUAUUUAUUGCUUAUUUAUCCUCAUCUUGUUAGAUUUUUGUUCUAUCUGUAGUCAGUGAUGCACAUGAUGAACUGUGUUUGCUCCCAGAAUUCCUUGUCUAUCUCUAUUGGCAUCCUCUCACAGUGUGGAGGAGUACGUCUGUAUGUACCACCAAUGUAAUGAUCAGCCGAAAUUUAAGUAUGCUUAGACUACAAAAUGAGAUCUUUCCAAAGAUUUUAGAGCAGAAUGAAUGCAUGAUUACCACAGGGUGCGCUGGAUAAAUCUGCAGUGAUCAUAAGUCUAGCAGCUUAGUGUAAAUGCACUGAUCCGGAUAUGUGACAGGGUAAAUAUGGCCUGCAGCGGCAGCAGUAAACAGUGGUACUCCUUAGAUUUAUUUGAUCUCUUCUAGACUCUAUACUUGGAUCUUCAGACCAAAGAUAAAUUUGCAGUUUAAGUUUCGGCAUGUACAUAUGGUGUGUACUGUAUGUUCACAAUGCAAUUAACCAAGGGAACAUAGCCAUGUCUCUGGAAAUAUGAUAAAAGUCCCUAAAAAUGCAUUAACUGUUCACCUAUGUCAGUUCAACGUUGAUAAAUGUAUAAAUAUAAAUGUAGCAGUCAUUGGCAAAGUGUAAUUCAAGAAGGUCACAGGUUAAUAUUUUUGUGAAAUAUCAGAGCAAAUGUUUUUGGCAUACUUUUUUUCCUCCUCCUCCAGACUCAAUGUCUGUGUGGUGAAUUAAAUAUUUUAGAUUUUAUAUCAGAGAUGUUUGCUUUUUAUUUUCUUUCUUAAAUAGUGUUUAUCUUUUUUGCUUUUAUUUUGUGAUUUAGUGCAGUAGAGGUAAAAUGUUCCUUAUUGAAGAAUGGUGGUUUGGAACAUGUGUGUAUGAUCUGUUUGGUUAGUUGCAUUAUUUGUUGCUAAAUUUGUAAUUUUAUUUGUGGCUUUGUAUCUCUUUUGGGUUUUAAGGCAUUUAAGGCUAAGAGGAAUACAUAAACAAGUGUGUGUUUUAAUGCACAUUUUUAAUUUUACAAAAUUAUUUGUGUUGAUUUGUGUUUAUUAGUCUUUUCUACUAAGUCUUUAUAUGUGGUUUUACAAAAGCAGCGUAUGUGUUCUUUCUUACAAAAUGAACCCCUUUUAGCAUAAUUUUAAGCAAGCAUUAAAAGUUUGUUUGUA